UUGCAUUCAGUUGUUGACGAACUGUCGAAGUGAAAGUACAGGUAUCGCCAUCUGAUGAGCAAACUAGACGAGCGUUCGCAAAACGACCGAAACAAGACACUUGAAGAGAGGAAUUGAUCCAAUGCUUGUGUUGUAUGCGCGCGUGCGUAUCUAACUGUAAAACUGUUCUUGCGAAGUGAGAAGCAAUAGCGGUGACCGUGUAUCUUUCGGGGUCUAUUUCAUUCGUCUGUUAUUCUCGCCGUGAGAUAGAUCGUUGUUCCGUUCCAUUCGUUAAAAGAUAUCGCAAGUGACGAACGGGAAAAGACUAUUCAACGCAUUUACCGUGUUUUCGAACAAAGAGAUACAUCAGUCGCUACCGAGUCGAAAGAACUACGACACGAGGAUCGAAUAGUGUUUUCGUAUUCAACGGAAUUAUAUUAUGUAUGUGAAAAUGGAUGUUAAAAAGGUCAUGUACACCGUUGUGAGAGAGGGCAAAUUGGCACGCUUGAAGGAAUUACUGGAACAUCGAGAGAAAGAUGAGGUAGUGAAGUUGGUCAGUACAACAAGCCAUGGUACGACACCGUUAGUUAUCGCCUGCCGAAAUGGACAUUAUGACGUGGCUGAAUACCUUAUUGAAAAAUGUGGAGCGAAUGUCAAUCAACCUGGUUUAGUGAUGUUCGAUGGAGAAAUGAUCGAGCGCGCGCCACCUUUGUGGUGCGCCGCAGCUGCCGGUCACUUGGUUUUAGUUAAGUUACUAGUGAAAAAUGGCGCCCGGGUAAAUGCCACCACUAAAACACUUUCCACUCCUCUACGAGCAGCUUGUUUCGACGGCCACUUCGAUAUUGUUAGAUUUUUGGUGGAUCACGGUGCAGAUAUUGAGAUGGCAAACCGUCAUGGUCAUACAAGUCUGAUGAUCGCCUGUUACAAAAGUCAUCUUAAAAUCGUCAAGUACCUACUUACCCUGAAAGCGAACGUUAACCGAAAAUCCAUAAAGGGUAACACAGCACUUCACGAUUGUGCUGAGAGCGGAUCUCUAGAAGUCGUGAAGGUACUCCUCAAGCAUGGUGCCCGAAUGGACGUGGACUCCUACGGGAUGUCACCACUCCUUACGGCAGCAGUAACAGGUCAUAAGCACAUUGUCGAAUACUUUAUCAGUAUGCCGAACUUGGUGAAUCGCAAGGAACGCAUAGACGCACUGGAAUUACUGGGCGCUACAUAUGUGGAUAAAAAGAGAGACAUGAUGGGAGCACUUGAAUGCUGGAAAGAAGCAAUGAACGAAAGAUAUCGAAGUGAUCCAGUGAUACUGAAACCAAGACCAUCACCACUUGUAGCUGCUUACGAUUUUGCACGGGAAAUUACCGAUCCUGAUGCACUGGAUGGAUUAUUAAACGAUCCGGAUGAAAUGCGAAUGCAAGCACUUGUAAUUAGAGAACGAAUAUUAGGACCAGCUCAUCCUGACACCAGUUAUUAUAUUCGCUACAGAGGAGCUGUAUACGCGGAUGGUGGAAUGUUCAGUCGUUGUAUAGAACUUUGGAACUAUGCUUUAGAUAUGCAGCAAAGCAUGCUGGAACCACUCGAUCCAAUGACCCAGAGUUCACUUUUUAGUUUUACCGAACUCUUUAGUUUUAUGAUAGGUAGACAAAUAAAUACAGGACGUAGAGUACCACAGAUUCAGAGAGAAGAACUUCUUAGAGUGUUCAGGAAAGCUGUUUUGGAAGUGAAAUUAGGAAAACAAAUGUUGGACAAAGGAUCAGCUCGUGGACGUGAUAUUGCCUACUUAAACAGAGUUCUCGUCACCACUUUACACCUAGCAAGUUUAUUGACUCACGAAAUGCCAGAAGAAGACACUGCGGAAUAUUCUGCACUGCAUCAAGCGCUUUAUGAAUUAGUUCGAGUAAAUCCCAAAGACAAUAACGAUCGGACUGUGUUGCAUUUAGUUUUUAGCGAAAGAAAUACUAUAUUCGGAGCUGGUCCUAGAUCUCCGUCAUUUAGGUUUCCUUCUCCUCAUUUAAUAAAGGCUCUUAUAAAAGUUGGCGCUGACGUCUCAGCAAGAGAUGCAACCGGAAGUACGGUAUUACAUCUUGCUGCUAUGUUCCAUCCGCCAACCGAUCUUGUUAAUAUUCUUCUUGAUGCUGGUGCACAUAUUGAUGCUGUUAAUAAAAUGGGUAGCACAUUCCAAUCAUUGAUAUGGAGUAACACCGCGUAUGAGACUUUAGUACGGAAUAAACACCCAUAUGCUUCGAUAUAUCCCAUGAGAUACACUAAACUCACCUGUCUAGCAGCGAGAGUAGUAAGGAAAGCAUACGAUAUUGAGUCUGUCCCAAAACAUCUUCAAGAUUUUGUUCAAAUGCACUAGUGAUACUAGUGCAGUGGAAACGAUAGGCUAUUGCUUAGAAUGCUACAAGAGAUAUUUAUACGUUAUCUAAAGAAUAAGAAAAAUCAACGAUAAAGUUUUAUAUCUUUUUCGAAAGUGUAAAAUUAAUAUUAAGAUACUUUUUCGAAUAAGCAAGUAUGAAACAUAGAAAGGAAUGCUAUUAUUAUACAUAUAAUACCAUGAUGUGGCAUACGUAAAAUAUGCUGUCAGUAAUUUUUAGUUAUAAAUCUGGUUUUUAGAGAAUUAAAUAUCAGUGAGUCAGUAACCUCUGCGACUCUAGUAUCGUUCAAUGCUAGUAAAGAGUUAAGAACAAUUCAAAUAGUUACGAAUUUCAAAUUAGUCUUAAAUUAUGUUCUUCAUUUCGU
Bombus impatiens (common eastern bumble bee) is the source of this 2718-nucleotide messenger RNA. RefSeq names its product protein fem-1 homolog CG6966. NCBI's taxonomy places the organism in Eukaryota, Metazoa, Arthropoda, Insecta, Hymenoptera, Apidae. Gene Ontology annotation, molecular function: protein binding. The transcript has 8 exons. The record is from RefSeq and is a predicted model, not a curated record. The coding region runs from base 419 to 2335 and encodes 638 amino acids.